AUGAAGAGAACUAAAGAACAAACAACCAUUCUUGAUAUCAUUAAAUCGGAAUCCAAGAAGAAAAAAGUUGAAAAUACUACUCCAAUUAAGCCUGUUAAUACCAAUGUCACAAAUACAUCAUCCACAUCAGCAACUUCCUCCUCACAAACUGAUUCAACAAAAAAUUUUACCUAUCUCAUCAAUGACAUUGAUACUAAUGGAUCUCAAGUAAAAUAUGUUCCAAAUUUUCUCUCCAAAACAGAGUCAAAACAAUUGUUUGACAAACUCAUGCAAGUGUGUACAUGGGAACGAGAUGAGUAUAACAUUUUUGGAAAGAAAAUAUUAUCACCUAGAAAAAUUUCAGCAUUUGGAGAAACAAACUAUGUCUCAAAACUAAAAGGUAAUUAUUCACAGCGCCAUAGAAGACCAACACAUAGUGAGUGGCCUGAAGAAUUAAUUGCUCUUAAGGAAAAGGUUGAAAAAUUCACAGGUGAACAAUUCACAUUCGCCUUAAUUAAUAGAUAUGACAGUGGUCAAGAUUCCAUCAUGUGGCAUUCUGAUCAAGAAAAAGACUUGGCUCAACAUUCAUCCAUUGUGUCUAUUUCAUUGGGAGAAGUACGAGACUUUCAAUUUAGACCAAUUCCUGACAAACGUGACAAUGAAGAAGGUGAGAAUGAAUCAUCUAAUAAGGAUGGGAAGAAACGAAAAAAGAGCCCAAUUAUCACUAAGGCUCUUGAAAAUGGUUCAAUGGUUGUCAUGAAUUAUCAGACACAACGUAAUUAUCAACAUGCACUUCCAAAAAGAAAAAAUGUUCAAGGAGUAAGAUUGAAUGUAACUUUUAGACAUGUAGUGAGAUAA
Naegleria lovaniensis is the source of this 837-nucleotide messenger RNA. RefSeq lists its product as uncharacterized. Gene Ontology annotation, cellular component: nucleus. Lineage: Eukaryota; Heterolobosea; Eutetramitea; Acrasida; Naegleriidae. The record is from RefSeq and is a predicted model, not a curated record. Gene Ontology annotation, biological process: DNA alkylation repair; DNA repair. The coding region runs from base 1 to 837 and encodes 278 amino acids. Gene Ontology annotation, molecular function: dioxygenase activity. The transcript has a single exon.